Molecule: messenger RNA, 1193 nt
Organism: Carlito syrichta (Philippine tarsier)
Lineage: Eukaryota; Metazoa; Chordata; Mammalia; Primates; Tarsiidae
Gene: APOH
Product: apolipoprotein H
Exons: 8
Coding region: 61-1098 (345 amino acids)
Source: RefSeq, a predicted model, not a curated record
UUGCAUCUCUCUUUUUAGUAGCGGAAACCACUCUGGUAGUGUCAGUGUGAGUCACCCACAAUGAUUUCUCCAGUGCUUGUCUUGUUCUCGGGUUUUCUCUGCCAUGUUGCUAUUGCAGGACGGACCUGUCCCAAGCCAGAUGAUUUGCCAUUUUCCGUGGUUGUUCCAUUAAAAGCAUCCUAUGACCCAGGGGAGCAGAUCACAUACUCCUGCAAGCCGGGCUACGUGUCCCGGGGAGGGAUGAGGCGGUUCACCUGCCCACUCACGGGGAUGUGGCCCAUCAACACGCUGAAAUGUACUCCCAGAGUGUGUCCUUUCGCUGGAAUCUUAGAAAAUGGAGCAGUACGCUAUACAACUUUUGAAUAUCCAAACACGAUCAGUUUUGCUUGCAACACCGGGUUUUAUCUGAAUGGAACGAAUUCUGCCAAAUGUACCGAGGAAGGGAAAUGGAGUCCGGAGCUUCCUGUCUGCACUCCGGUAACCUGUCCUCCACCACCUUUGCCUAAGUUUGCAACACUGAGUGUUUAUAAGCCGUCAGCUGGAAACAACUCUCUUUAUCGGGACACAGCAGUUUUUGAAUGUUUGCCACUCUAUGUGAUGUUUGGAAAUGACACAGUUACCUGCACAUCACAUGGAAAUUGGACUGAACUACCAGAAUGCAGGGAAGUAAAAUGCCCAUUUCCAUCAAGACCAGACAAUGGAUUUGUGAACUAUCCGGCAAAACAAGCACUUUAUUACAAGGAUAAAGCCACGUACGGUUGCCAUGAUGCCUACACCUUGGAUGGCCCAGAAGAGGUCGAAUGCACCAAACUGGGUAACUGGUCUGCCACACCAAGUUGUAAAGCAUCUUGUAAAGUUUCUGUUAAAAAAGCCACUGUAAUAUACCAAGGAGAGCGAGUCAAGAUUCAGGAAAAAUUUAAGAAUGGAAUGCUGCAUGGUGAUAAAGUUUCUUUCUUCUGCAAAAACAAGGAAAAGAAAUGUAGCUAUACAGAGGAUGCGCAGUGCAUAGAUGGCACCCUUGAAGUCCCCACAUGCUUCAAGGAACACAGUUCUUUGGCUUUCUGGAAAACCGAUGCCUGGGAUGUGAAGCCAUGCUAAAGUGAUUUUCAGAUUAAAAAUUCAGUGUCAUUUUGUAUCUUGUUUGUUGAAGGAACCUAAUGGAAGUGGAAAAAUAAAGCUACCAAAUGUAUUGC